Molecule: messenger RNA, 5553 nt
Organism: Salvelinus fontinalis (brook trout)
Lineage: Eukaryota; Metazoa; Chordata; Actinopteri; Salmoniformes; Salmonidae
Product: retinal Mueller cells isomerohydrolase
Exons: 14
Coding region: 109-1707 (532 amino acids)
Biological process (GO): retinal metabolic process; zeaxanthin biosynthetic process
Molecular function (GO): all-trans-retinyl-ester hydrolase, 11-cis retinol forming activity; beta-carotene 15,15'-dioxygenase activity; retinol isomerase activity
Source: RefSeq, a predicted model, not a curated record
ACUCCCGGCGCUCUGCAUGGGAAUGGAACUGUCUAUAAAGGCUGCUGCUCACUCCGCAUUUCAGACUGGGCUUCCUGAACACAAGCUGUGUUUAUUCUCUAAAGGAAAAUGGUUAGUCGAAUUCAGCAUCCGGCUGGUGGGUACAAGAAAAUAUUUGAGACGUGUGGAGAAUUGAAUGAACCUAUUCCUGCUAUCGUUGUAGGUGUGAUUCCAGAAUGGCUGAGUGGCAGUCUAUUGCGUCUGGGACCCGGCCUGUUCGAGGUGGGGGCUGAACCUUUCUACCACCUUUUUGAUGGCCAGGCCCUCAUGCACAAGUUUGACCUAAAGAAUGGCCAUGUGACCUACUAUCGGAAAUUUGUCAAAACAGAUGCCUAUGUGCGAGCCAUGACAGAGAAAAGAGUGGUCAUCACUGAGUUUGGAACAGCAGCCUACCCAGACCCCUGCAAAAAUAUUUUCUCAAGGUUUUUCACCUACUUCAAAGGGAUUGAGGUGACAGAUAAUUGCUUAGUGAAUGUGUACCCUGUUGGUGAGGAUUUCUAUGCCUGCACAGAAACCAACUACAUCACCAAAGUGGACCCAGACACACUGGAGACUCUGAAAAAGGUGGACCUGUGUGAUUACCUCUCGGUCAAUGGGGUGACGGCUCAUCCACACAUUGAAAGUGAUGGAACGGUGUACAACCUUGGGAACUGUUUUGGGAAGAACAUGUCAUUGGCCUACAACAUUGUCAAAAUUCCUCCAACACAGAAAGACAAGUCAGAUCCCAUUGCAAAGUCCAAGGUUCUUGUGCAGCUACCCAGCAGUGAGAGAUUCAAGCCCUCGUAUGUUCAUAGCUUUGGAAUGACAGAAAACUACUUUGUCUUUGUUGAGACUCCAAUAAAGAUCAACCUUCUAAAAUUCUUGACCGCUUGGAGCAUCUGGGGCACAAAUUACAUGGAUUGUUUUGAGUCAAACGAAACCAUGGGUACAUGGUUCCAUCUGGCUAUGAAGGACCCAGCUAAAUACAUAGAGCAUAAAUUCAGGACCUCUGCCUUCAAUCUCUUCCAUCACAUCAACAGCUAUGAGGACGAUGGCUUCAUCGUUGUUGACCUGUGCACUUGGAAAGGUCAUGAGUUUGUCUACAACUACCUAUAUCUGGCCAACCUGCGGGAGAACUGGGAGGAAGUGAAGAAAGCUGCUAUGAGGGCACCUCAACCGGAGGUCCGGCGAUACGUUCUGCCCAUAGAUGUCCACAGAGAGAAACAGGGGAAGAAUCUGAUAUCCCUUCCGUACACCACAGCCACUGCAGUGAUGCGCAGUGAUGGAACCAUCUGGCUGGAGCCUGAGGUUCUGUUCUCUGGACCACGACAAGCAUUUGAGUUCCCUCAGAUCAACUACAGUAAGUUCUCUGGGAAGAACUACAGCUAUGCCUAUGGACUGGGCCUGAACCACUUCAUCCCUGACAGGAUUUGCAAACUGAACGUGAAGACCAAGGAGACGUGGGUGUGGCAGGAGCCAGACUCGUACCCCUCAGAACCCAUCUUUGUGCAGACCCCAGACUCUGUAGAGGAAGAUGACGGGGUGUUGUUGAGCAUCGUGGUGAACCCUGGAGCAGACCAGAGGCCAGGGUACCUCCUCAUCCUCAAUGCCAGAGAUCUGACAGAGAUCGCACGAGCUGAGGUGGAGGUUAUCAUCCCUGUCACCUUCCAUGGAAUGUACAAGCCUUAGGACUACUUUCUCAACACAUCUACAGAACAAUCAUAAUGCUAAAACCUUAGUUGGGAUUAUACUUUACAUAAGACAUCUAGUUACAGUGCAUUUGGAAAUUAUUCAGACACCUUCUCUUUUUCCACAUUUUGUUACAGCCUUAUUCUAAAAUUGAUUGAAUAGAAAAAGUUAAAUCUACACACAAUACCCCAUAAUGACCAAGUGACAUAUUUUAGACAUUAUUGCAAAUGUAUUAAUCAAAAUACAAAUACCUGAUUUACAAAAAUAUUUACACAUUUUGCUAUAAGAUUUGAAAUUGAGCUGUUUCCAUUGAUCAUCCUUGAUGUUUCUGCAUUUGAUUGGAGUCCAACUGUGGUAAAUUCAAUUGAUUGGCCAUGAUUUGGAAAGGCACACACCUGUCUACAUAAGGUUACACAGUUGACGGUGCUUGUCAGAGCACAGACUAAGCCAUGAGAUCGAAGGAAUUGUUCUGAGAGCCCCCGAGACAGGAUUGUGUUGAGGCGCAGAUCUGGGGAAGGGUACCAAAAACUGUCUGCAGCAUUGAAGGUAACCAAGAACACAGUGGCCUCCAUCAUUCUUUAAUGGAAGAAGUUUGGAACCACCAAGACUUCCUAGAGCUGGCUGCCCGGCCAAACGGAUGAACCGGGGGAGAAGGGCCUUGGUCAGGAAGGUGACCAAGAACCCGAUGGUCACUCGGACAGAGCUCUAAAGUUCCUCUGUGGCGAUGGGAGAACCUUCCAGAAGGACAAACAUCUCUGCAGCACACCACCAAUCAGGCCUUUAUGGUAGAGUGGCCAGACGGAAGCCACUCCUCAGUAAAAGACACAUGACAGCCCGCUUGGAGUUUGCCAAAAGGCACCUAAAGUACUCUGACCAUGAGAAACAAGAUUCUCUGGUCUGAUGAAACCAAGAUUGAACUCUUAGGCCUGAAUGCCAAGUGUCACAUCUGGAGGAAACCUGGCACCAUCCCUACGAUGAAGUGCGGUAGAAGCAUGAUGUGGGUAUGUUUUUCAGCAGCAGGGACUGGGAGACUAGUCAGGAUCGAGGCAAAGUACAGAGAUCCUUGAUGAAAACCUGCUCCAGAGCGCAACAGGACAACAACCCUAAGCACACAGUCAAGACAACGCAGGAGUGGCGUCGGGGCGUCUUUGAAUGUCCUUGAGUGGCCCAGCCUGAGCCCGGACUUAUCAUAUCAAACAUCUUUGGAGAGACCUGAUAAUAGCUGUGCAGCAACACUCCCCAUCCAACCUGACAGAGCUUGAGAGGAUCGGCAGAGAAGAAUGGGAGAAACUCUCAAAAUACAGGUGUGCCAAGCUUGUAACGUCAUGCCAAGAAGACUCAAGGCUGUAAUCGCUGCCAAAGGUGCUUCAACAAAGUACUGAGUAAAGGGUCUGACUACUUAGUUAAAUGUGGUAUUUCAGUUUUUUUUUUUUUUAAUUGCAACAAUUUCUACAAACCGGUUUUUGCUUUGUCAUUAUGGGGUGUUAGGUUCUAAUUCUCAGAGUAAAUAACUCAAGGACACUAGAGAAGCUUAGCCAAGUUGAAUUCUUCCCAAAGGGUCGAUACAGCUGUAAUUCAGACUCAGACAUGGCUUCCCUCGUGGUGGUAUUCAUACCCCACUUUGGGUGGAGUCUCCUCCUUAUCGCUAAAAAUUGCAUCAUUCUUGCUAAGCAGGGAACUAAGUUAUGAGCCUUAAACGGUGUCUCCCCUUAUCAGUACUGUCACAUGCGAUUGUUUUCCCUGCACUCAGCCCCUCCCAAGCUUCAUUAUGGCACCCCGCAUUUCUCUUUUGUAACUAAUGUUCCUAUACUUCUGAGUAUAACAAUGUUCCAAGUUUAACCCCGAAUCCAAAAGGGGUAUUGUGCGUAGAUUGAGGUGGGAAAAAAACAAUUAAUCCAUUUUAGAAUAAGGUUGUAACGUAACAAUGUGGAAAAAGUCAAGGGGUCUGAAUACUUUUCAAAUGCAUUGUCAUUUGAGUAUCUAUUUGUUGAGGCAUCGCUGGUGUUGCCUAUGGAAUGUACUGUGCGAUCAUGUAGCCUGUUCAUUUGCUUAGUCCACAUAGUAAUGUAAACUCAGCAAAAAAAGAAACGUUCCUUUUUCAGGACCCUGUCUUUCAAAGAGAAUUCAUAAAAAUCCAAAUAACUUCACAGAUCUAAAUUGUAAAAGGGUUUAAACACUGUUUCCCAUGCUUGUUCAAUGAACCGCAAACAAUUAGAAAACAUGCACCUUUGGAACGGUCGUUCAGACACUAACAGCUUACAGACGGUAGGCAAUUAAGGUCACAGUUAUGAAAACUUAGGACACUAAAGAGGCCUUUCUACGGACUCUGGAAAAAUACCAAAAGAAAGAUGCCCAGGGUCCCUAGUCAUCUGCGUGAAUGUGCCUUAGGCAUGCUGCAAGGAGGCAUGAGGACUGCAGAUCUGGCCAGGGCAAUAAAUUGCAAUGUCCGUACUGUGAGACGCCUAAGACAGCGCUACUGGGAGACGGGACGGACAGCUGAUCGUCCUCGCAGUGGCAGACCACGUGUAACAACACCUGCACAGGAUCGGUACAUCCGAACAUCACACCUGCAGGACAGGUACAGGAUGGCAACAACUGCCCGAGUUACACCAGGAACGCACAAUCCCUCCAUCAGUGCUCAGACUGUCCGUGAGAGGCUGGACCGAGGGCUUGUAGGCCUGUUGUAAGGCAGGUCCUCACCAGACAUCACCGGCAACAACGUCGCCUAUUGGCACAAACCCACCGUCACUGGACCAGAUAGGACUGGCAAAAAGUGCUCUUCACUGACGAGUCGCGGUUUUGUCUCACCAGGGGUGAUGGUCGAUUGGAUCGAUUUGGUGGAGGGUCCAUCAUGGUCUGGGGCGGUGUGUCACAGCAUCAUCGAACUGAGCUUGUUGCCAUUGCAGGCAAUCUCAACGAGGUGCGUUACAGGGAAGACAUCCUCCUCCCUCAUAUGGUACCCUUCCUGCAGGCUCAUCCUGACAUGACCCUCUAGCAUGACAAUGCCACCAGCCAUACUGCUUGUUCUGUGCGUGAUUUCCUGCAAGACAGGAAUGUCAGUGUUCUGCCAUGGCCAGCGAAGAGCCUGGAUCUCAAUCCCAUUGAGCACGUCUGGGACUUGUUGGAUCGGAGGGUGAGGGCUAGGGCCAUUCCCCCCAGAAAUGUCCGGGAACUUGCAGGUGCCUUGGUGGAAGAGUGGGGAAACAUCUCACAGCAAGAACUGGCAAAUCUGGUGCAGUCCAUGAAGAGAUGCACAGCAGUAUUUGAUGCAGCUGGUGGCCACACCAGAUACUGACUGUUACUUUUGAUUUUGACACCCCCUUUGUUCAUGCACAAAUUAUUCAAUUUCUGUUAGUCACAUGUCUGUGGAACUUGUUCAGUUUGUCGGUUGUUGAAUCAUGUUCAUAUAGAUAUUUACAUGUUAAGUUUGCUGAAAAUAAACACAGUUGACAGUGAGGGGACGUUUCAUUUUUUGCUGAGUUUGUCUUAACCUUGACCCUGAAACUGUGUUGGACUCUGACUUAGAGGCCUAGUGCUCAUUAGCUAUAAUGGAACCAUGUUCUCUUUGCACCUCAUAGUACGAAUUUAGACAAGACUUAUUUGAGAUUUCUAUGGUACAUGUUUCAACUUGUAUUUACUAAUGUAUUCUGCUACUUUUAUACAAAUAAACAAAAUCGCAUUGAUAGUGUUAUUACAUUACAAAUCUCAAAUAUAUAUUUUUUGUGUGAUGGUACACAUUGUUUAGGUAAUUAGUUCCUCUAUAAAGGUGUUAUGUUAAAUAGAGAUUUAGCAUUAUACUUCUGAUAAAGGCAAUUGUUUAAAAUAAAAACCAGUGAGGCAGCUUCA